Molecule: messenger RNA, 612 nt
Organism: Suillus subaureus
Lineage: Eukaryota; Fungi; Basidiomycota; Agaricomycetes; Boletales; Suillaceae
Exons: 3
Coding region: 1-612 (203 amino acids)
Biological process (GO): regulation of proteasomal protein catabolic process; proteasome-mediated ubiquitin-dependent protein catabolic process; protein deubiquitination
Molecular function (GO): proteasome binding; cysteine-type deubiquitinase activity
Source: RefSeq, a predicted model, not a curated record
AUGGUUCAUUUUGCAUGGAGAUGCAAUAUCGGAAAGAAGGCCAAGAUCAUGUGCAAAGUGAAAUUUGUGUCAGAGUUUGAUGCGCUGGAAGUAGUGACCAAUGAGCUGAAAUCAAAGCUCACACUGGUGUUCAGCCGACUAAAGUCCAUUGAGAAAGAGCAUGCUGAGCAAUGGAAGGUGCGUAAGUGGAUGAAGGUGGUGCAGGAGGCAUUAUCAUCAUCUAAACCUGCAGAGGAGAAUACGGAUGUUGAGAUGGCACUGAGUGAAGUACCAGGGGACCUGGAGGAGGAGAGCAUGUAUCAUGUGUGGGAGUUGCAGGAGCUGGAGGCAUUGGCUGAUGCCAACCUGAAGAGUGAUUAUGGGUGCAGCAUGACUGGGCUGUAUGAUCUUGUUGCCAUCAUUAUGCACAAGGGAGCAGAUGCUGAUGCAGGGCACUAUAUCAGUUUCAUGAAGAAGAGUGUAUUCCAUGCAAAGUUGGGUGAUGGACUUACAUUUGACAAGGAUGAUGGCAAGGUAUUGGUGUUUCCCAGGGAGAAGCUGGGAAUGAUUGAUGGAGGAGGGGAGGAUGCAUCUGCAUAUGUGCUUUUGUACAGGAGUAAGCCGUUGGCAUAG